AUGAGCGACCCGGGUGACACUCCGCCGGCGUCGGCUGCCUCUCUUUAUCUCACUCUCGGGCCUGUUGCUUUGACUGCCGGCGUCUAUUUCACCAUCUUCCUGAUUCUGCGAAAGAGCCAGAGGCGAUUCUAUGCUCCUCGAACCUAUCUAGGAAGUCUUCGUACGAGCGAACGAUCACCAGCUCUCUCCAAUGGGUGGUUUAAUUGGAUUGGCGAAUUUUGGAAGAUUCCUGAUAUCCAUGCACUACAGCAUCAAUCCUUAGAUGCUUAUCUCUUUCUCCGAUUCUUGCGCAUUCUGGUCACCAUCUGCUUCGCGGGAUGCUGUAUACUAUGGCCGGUGCUCUUCCCUGUGAACGCUACCGGAAGCAACGAGAAGGCUUUGCAGGUAGAUAUGCUCUCUUACGCUCGCGUUGACAAGGACACGCAGUCGAGCCGCUACUAUGCUCACACCUUUAUGGCCUGGAUCUUUUAUGGGUUUGUCAUGUACAUGAUCCUACGCGAAUCCAUAUUCUACGUCAACUUGCGACAGGCAUUUUUGCUUUCGCCUUUCUAUGCCAACCGCAUCUCAUCGCGAACUGUACUCUUUGUUUCUGUCCCCGACAGAUAUCUGGAUGAGGCUAGAUUACGCAAAAUCUUCGGUGACUCAGUCAAACAUGUGUGGAUCACGGGCGAUACGGAGAAGCUGGACGAUCUUGUUAAGGAACGCGACAAGGUCGCUAUGAAACUGGAGAAGGCGGAGGUAAAGCUGAUAAAGCUUGCCAAUGCCCAACGCAUCAAGUCGGCUAAAAAGGGUGGUUCUAACAACGAGAGAGUCGAAGCACCUCUGGACGCGGAGUCGGGUAGCUUAGCUGCCCGCUGGGUUCCCGAGAAGAAACGGCCCACCCACCGACUUGGACUCCUUGGUCUCGUAGGCAAGAAGGUCGACACUAUUAACUGGUGCCGGACUGAGCUGGGACGCAUCAUCCCUACUGUUGAGGCUGCGCAGGGAGAAUACCGUACUGGAAAAUGCAAAAAGAUACCCAGUGUCUUCGUCGAGUUCUACCGCCAGGCAGACGCCGAAUCAGCCUUCCAAAUUUUGUCACAUCACCAGGCCUUGCAGAUGACGCCCAAAUAUAUCGGUAUCACGCCUGGCGAAAUUGUCUGGAGUGCACUUAAGGUUUCAUGGUGGCAGAGGAUUGUCCGAAGAUUCGCAGUACUUGGCUUCAUCACUGCACUCAUCAUCUUCUGGGCGAUUCCGGUUGCCGUAGUCGGUGCCAUUUCGAAUAUCACAUAUCUUGCUAACCAGGUUUUCUUCCUUAAAUGGCUCCUGUCGAUCCCUGAUGUUGUUCUGGGAUUCAUUCAGGGGCUACUGCCCAGUGUCGCCUUAUCUAUUCUCAUGUCACUUGUACCUGUAAUCAUGAGAUUAUGUGCCAAGCUUUCAGGAGAGCCUUCCUUAUCGCGAGUCGAGUUAUUCACUCAGAAUGCGUACUUCUUUUUCCAGCUUAUUCAAGGUUUCUUGGUAGUAACAAUCGCGUCAUCAGCAACAGCUGUCGCAUCACAAAUAUCCCAAAACCCUGGUUCAAUUACAAGCGUUCUAGCGGAGAACCUUCCCAAAGCCUCCAAUUUUUACAUUUCGUACUUCAUCGUACAGGGUCUAGGUGUCGCUGCAAGCGUACUCUCUCAGGUUGCCGGGUUCGUAAUUUUCACGAUCAUGUAUAAAUUCCUAGCAGGAACGCCACGUGCUCUCUAUAACAAAUGGGCAAACCUCAGCGCCAUAUCUUGGGGUAGCGUCUUGCCGGUAUAUACCAAUAUCGCUGUGAUUAGUAUUACGUACGCUGCUAUCGCCCCACUGGUGCUUGGUUUUGCUACCGUCGGUCUCUCACUAUUCUACCUCGCAUGGCGUUACAAUGUUUUCUUUGUUACGGACACCAGCGUCGACACUCGGGGCUUAAUAUAUCCUCGAGCAUUGAAGCAGCUCUUCUCUGGCAUCUAUAUUGCUGAGUUGUGUAUGAUCGGAAUUUUUGCUACCUCAGUGGCCAUCGGUCCCUUGAUUCUCAUGGUGGCAUUCCUCAUUUUCACUAUUCUAUUCCACGUAACUAUCAACAGCGCCAUCGACCCUCUACUUUACAAUCUCCCUCGGACUCUUGGGGUUGAAGAGGAAUCAAAGUCUCUGCAUGUAGAGAGUUCUACUCGACACGCUAGCUAUUCUACUGCCCAGGACGGCGAAAAGGACGGUAUCUCGGAUGCCAAGAAGAUAUCCUCUGAUGAUACUGCCGUUGCGGGGAAGAAGCCAGGGUUCUUAUCCAAGUUCCUGAAGCCGUGGCAGUAUUGUGAUUAUGAAACAAUGCGCAAGCUUGUGCCUCACGACCAGGUAGACAUGAACAACCUAUAUACAGACGAGGUUGAACGUGACGCCUACUUCCCACCUUCGGUCAGCAGUGCAACUCCACUACUUUGGAUCCCCGAGGACUCAAUGGGCAUCUCGAAGCAAGAGAUCCGGGAUACUAGCAAGGUGAUCCCAAUCACAGAUGAAGGAUGUAUACUAAGCGACAAGAACAAACUAGAAUGGGAUACGGAGACCGUGCGACCACCUGUUUGGGAAGAAAAGAUCUAUUACUAA
Messenger RNA from Daldinia childiae, 2598 nucleotides. RefSeq lists its product as uncharacterized. Gene Ontology annotation, molecular function: calcium-activated cation channel activity. The coding region runs from base 1 to 2598 and encodes 865 amino acids. The record is from RefSeq and is a predicted model, not a curated record. The transcript is spliced from 5 exons. Lineage: Eukaryota; Fungi; Ascomycota; Sordariomycetes; Xylariales; Hypoxylaceae. Gene Ontology annotation, cellular component: plasma membrane.